AUGGCCACCCAGACUGCGCUCUGCAAGGCAGCGGCGGGGCACCGACAGCUGGUGCUGCAAUUGGGGAGCAGCGCUGAUGGCCCCCAGCUGCGCGAGGAGCGGCACAGGAGGAGCGCGGAGGUGCGGGAGCUCAGUGUCGGGCUGCAGAGUGCACUGCUGGCGUGGCUGCGGCAGGCAGCGGGCCCUCAGGAGCGGCGAGAGCUGGAGCGGCUGUGGGUGCUCUUCCUCUCUGCCCUGGAGCUUUUCCUGCAGGACCUGUGCUGCGCCCACCACCUCUGCAGCAUCUUCUCCCCAGGGGUGGGUGGUGUGACCCCACUGCGCACUGGGCUGGGGGGGUGGCGAGGUGGGGGUCCUGAGCUGCCCCCAGCCCCCCUAUGCCUGGAGGAGGAGAUAGAGCAGGUGAGGGCAAUGCUGGUGGAGAUGGAGAGCACGGCCAACAUCCCACUAUGGACAGUGGAAUCCAUGCAUGCAGUGGGGCCAGAGGAGGGCACAGCCCCCAUGUCCUGCAGGCCAGGGCCUGGCACCGAGUCUUGCUGCAGGGUGCUGUGA
Molecule: messenger RNA, 549 nt
Organism: Centrocercus urophasianus (Greater sage-grouse)
Lineage: Eukaryota; Metazoa; Chordata; Aves; Galliformes; Phasianidae
Product: regulator of G-protein signaling 9-binding protein-like
Exons: 2
Coding region: 1-549 (182 amino acids)
Biological process (GO): G protein-coupled receptor signaling pathway
Cellular component (GO): neuron projection
Source: RefSeq, a predicted model, not a curated record